AGAGCGCUGCGGGCUCACAAAGCGGCUGGACGCGCGGCGGGCGCGAGGGCGCAGGCAGCCAGCCGGCAGUCAGCUCUCGCGGCGGCCGCUCCAUAGGAGCUCAAGCAACUCGGACGCGGGGACCGGGCGGCCCCCAAGAUGCCCGCGCUCGCAGUGCUGGCUGCGGCCGCCGCCGCCUGCUGCUUCCUGCAAGUGGAGAGCCGGCACCUAGACGCGUUCGCCCGUGGCGCGGGCCUCAACAAUGGCAAUUUCCUGGACAAUGACCAGUGGCUGAGCACUGUCUCUCAGUACGAAAGGGACAAAUACUGGAAUCGCUUCAGAGACGAUGAUUAUUUCAGAAACUGGAAUCCCAACAAGCCCUUUGACCAAGCCCUGGACCCAUCGAAGGACCCCUGCCUGAAGGUGAAAUGCAGCCCUCACAAAGUGUGUGUGACCCAAGACUACCAGACAGCUCUCUGUGUCAGCCGCAAGCACCUGCUGCCCAGGCAAAAGAAGGCAAAUGUAGCCCACAAGCACUGGGUUGGACCUUCGAAUCUGGUCAAGUGCAAGCCAUGUCCUGUGGCACAGUCGGCCAUGGUCUGCGGCUCUGAUGGCCACACCUACACAUCCAAGUGCAAGUUGGAGUUCCAUGGCUGCUCUACUGGCAAAAGCCUCAGCAUUCUCUGUGAUGGGCCCUGUCCUUGCAUCCCGGAACCUGAGCCACCAAAACACAAGACAGAAAAGAAUGCCUGCACGGACAAGGAGUUGAGGAACCUCGCUUCCCGGCUGAAAGACUGGUUUGGAGCUCUUCACGAGGAUGCAAACAGGGUCAUCAAACCCACCAGCUCUGACACAGCCCAAGGCAGGUUUGACACCAGCAUCCUGCCCAUCUGCAAGGACUCCCUGGGCUGGAUGUUCAACAAGCUGGACAUGAACUACGACCUCCUGCUGGACCACGCAGAGAUCAAUGCCAUUUACCUGGACAAGUAUGAGCCGUGCAUCAAGCCUCUUUUCAACUCCUGUGACUCGUUCAAGGAUGGCAAGCUCUCUAACAAUGAGUGGUGCUACUGCUUCCAGAAGCCUGGAGGUCUCCCUUGCCAGAAUGAAAUGAACAGAAUUCAAAAGCUGAGCAAGGGGAAAAGCCUGUUGGGGGCUUUCAUACCGCGGUGUAAUGAAGAAGGCUAUUACAAAGCCACACAGUGCCAUGGCAGCACAGGGCAGUGUUGGUGUGUGGAUAAAUAUGGGAACGAGCUGGCUGGCUCCAGGAAACAGGGCGCUGUGAGCUGCGAAGAGGAGCAGGAAACCUCAGGGGAUUUUGGCAGUGGUGGCUCUGUGGUCCUGCUGGACGACCUGGACGAUGAACAGGAGCUGGGGCCAAAGGACAAAGAGGGCAAGCUGAGGGUGCACAUUCGGUCUGUGACGGAGGAUGAUGAGGAUGAGGAUGAUGACAAAGAAGAUGAGGUCGGGUACAUAUGGUAGUGCCCCCAGGGAAGAGGAUGUACAUUUUGUACACAGUUGCAAGCCACUUCCUGUUCCUGCAUUUGUAUCUAAGACUCCAAGGCACCAACGUCUCUUCUCCUCUGUUGCUCUCUGUACGGAACUGAAGAUUUGGAAGACAACUGCUUGUCCCAGAGUAUUCUGAUUUUGCAUAUGGUUGUGUGGGAGAAAGGGUGUUGUUUUGGGUUAUUUUUUAUUUGCUAUUUUUUUGGACAAGAGAAUGGCUGGUUUAAAUAGAGCCUCCUUCCUGUGAGAUUUUUGCAACAAGCAUGUCAUUUAUGUGGAAUCCGACAGUGCAGGGAGCACCCACCCUCGUAAACGUCAAAGACCCUUUUUGAUCACCCACAUUGGUGGCUAUCACUGCAUGGUUCCCAGCCUUACAGCGUCUAAGUGCUUUUCUUGUGUCCUGUAAAUGUCGUGGAAAACACACCACACUGUAACUUUUCCUCCCAACCCUACCACCCCCGGUGUUUAUUAUUAAAAAAAUUAAUUUUUAUAUCACAAUAUCUGGCUUCCUACAAAUAACGGCCUUAACUCAGUCCCUUUGGGGAAUUCAUUUAUUAAAAAUCAAUGUCUGGAUGCUUCUUCCUGCAUAUACAUAAGUAUGUAUGUGUGAACAAAAGGGACUGUGUAUGCUUGCUGCGCACACACACUUUUCAAAAAAAAAGUAGCUAUCUAUUAAAAAUUCAUUUGAAAAAAUGUUUUCAAAUUUGUCAGCUCAUCUAGACCUGAAACAAAAUUUUUGGAAUAAGAAAUUGCUAUGAAAGUCCCAUUUUGCACUAAUAGCACUUGUAGCCUGCAGGCUGAGGAGGUUUCUUCUCUAUGCAUUAGCAGAGUUACUGGAAGCUUCUUUGAUUUGGGUAAGCCUCCGUUCGCCUAAAUUGUUUUUUCCUGCAGAAGCCAUGUGACUCACUGGGGCAGCUUCACAAGCCAUUGCUCUCAUUUCAGCCCAAAGCCCCACAGGCUGCAGCAGCCCUGUCUGUGCAGGGUCCUCCCUUCCCUACCUACUCAAGGGCUUUUUGUAAGGCAUGUGCAUACCCAAUGGGUUCUCUGAAAAGACAGUCCCACGGCAUUCCUUAGAAUACAACUUAGUGUUCUUUCUUAAUUCAAUGUUUUGCUUUUGGCUCCUUUUUACCCACAAAUCAUGAUAAUGCUACAAAAGAUGCAUAGAUUUAAAAAAAAAUUGCAACAAAUGAUAAACAGAGGCCUAGAAGGAACUUCAAAGUCGCAUAUGAAAGUUAUGUUUGGGUUUUCAAAAGCUAACCCCCUAACCCCCUAGAUACACAAACAUCUUGAGAUAUUAUUAAAAAAAUAGCUUUUUACCACUACAUUUCUUUUCCAAGAACUCAUUAUUUAAGUUUUAAAUCUGGUAGCAUUCUCAUCUUCACUUUCUUUAGAAUUAUCUUACACAAGUACCAAAGAGUAGUCUUCACAAUGGCCCCGUUCAGUUUUGUACUAUUCUGUAAACUCCUGACCUAUUUGUCCACUACCCUUCAGUUGCCCCAGUAGCUACCUGAACCUCUGCUCUCUAGGCCACAUAUCUUUCAAGUCUCUCUCUCUUGUCUCCCCCAUGAGCUUUAUCCAGUCCACAAGACAACCCUAUCAACUCAGGCACUCUACCCCAAAUAUAUAUAUAUAUAUAUAUUUUUUUUUUUUUUUCUAAGCAAGCCAUGAUCCCUGUGGCAGCUGACUAACCUCCCACCAAAUUGACCAUUUAUAUGCAGUAGCCCACCUUAAAUUAGCAUCCUCUGAUCCUUGCAUAGGUUGCAUAAAGUGGAUUAUCCCUAGGGUUGGUCUCAGAUGGGAAGUGAAUAUACCUGGUGUUGUUAAGUCCUUUGUCCUGAUAGACAGCAUACAUACCCUCCCUAUAUGCAGGCCAUUGGCAAGCUCUAUAUUGGGAUCUCAACCCCAUUGCCUCAGUUUCUGUAUUUUCCCCCACUCAGAUACAACUGUGCAAUGAUUUAGAAAACAGGUGCUUAAUUACUGCUAAAUUACAAUAGAGAACAUAAAAAUCAACAUAUUAAAAAAAUCUUAGCUCAUACCAUCAAAGAAAAACAUUGCUACUUGUGUCCUCUGCAUUUAGAAAAAUGCACAAGAGAACAAAUUAAAAUCGACAAAUUGAUUUCACUUAAGAGAAGCUUCUAGGAACGAAGUGAACCAUUGAUUUUAAUUUGCCUAAUUAUCUUAUGACAAGUGUCAAAUUAAGAUGACACUUAAAGAUCCUUAGCAUUAACUUAAUGAUGGAGAAGAGUGCUCAAUAGGCAAUUCCCAGGAAGGUAAUGAGAUGCCAUUUUCAGAGAUUUUUCCAAGAAGAUGUUUUGAUUCAUUAAAGUAUUAAACAAAAAGCCCUCCUAAGCCUGGGACCCAAAAUCAAUGGAGCAACAUUAACAUCACUUUUUCAUGCCUCACUUUGACACAAUGACAUUAGGCCUUUAAAUAUGAUUAGUACUUUCCACUACUAAUUAGGAUUAGAUUUUGAGUUACCUCAUCCUUCAAUGUAGAAUUUUUGUUUUCUUGUUUCUGGAAGGGGCCCUUUAAUUACAGUGACCAAGUAUACAAUAAGAUAUUGACUUUCAUAAAGAAAGAAAAUAGUCUUGUAAUAAGCCCAUCCUUUGUUUGAGGUAGGUAUUGAGUUCUAUCCUAACUUGAUUUUAGAAAUUCUUUAGUGAAGAGUUUCUUAUCCUUUAACUUCUCCUUUCAUACCAUUACUGUGGCAUCCAAGUUAAAUCCAAGGAUUUUUAUUGCACCAUUGUUAUUUCUCUCCCAUAUUAAUGUCUACAAAUGUUCUAGGCAUGGGAAAACCUUACUACUGAAUUUGAGGUUGUGUAUAGUCAUGCCCAUUUCCUCCCAUAGCAGGAAAUGAUGUAUCUGCCCAGGUCUGCCCCCAUGCUCCCCCAGGAUGCCAUUUGCAUUUGAUUUUGGUUUACCUCGACCACACUGUACAGUAACAUCCAAAAACCCUUCCUGCAGUGGGUGGUUUUGGUCUUUUUAUACCUUUUUCUCAAAGUCAAUGAUGUUUGUCCCUGUUCAAUGUGUAGCCUUGUAAUGAGAGCCCAUCAAAUCCAGAGUGUCUGUUUGUUGUCCCUAUUGUAGAUGAAAUAGUGAUGUAGAAAAACUAGUAUUCUGAAUGCUUUUCCAUGUAGACUUACCUGGAAUGUGAACACAACUCUUUGGUUUAUAGCAAAUGCUUAAUUGUAGUCCUGAGUAGGUGCAUUUCUGUCUGUCUCAAUAAAUUUUACUUUGUCUGCAACA
Molecule: messenger RNA, 4728 nt
Organism: Octodon degus (degu)
Lineage: Eukaryota; Metazoa; Chordata; Mammalia; Rodentia; Octodontidae
Gene: Spock1
Product: SPARC/osteonectin, cwcv and kazal like domains proteoglycan 1
Exons: 11
Coding region: 139-1458 (439 amino acids)
Molecular function (GO): protein binding; calcium ion binding
Source: RefSeq, a predicted model, not a curated record